AUGUUGUUGUCUCAAUCCCUUCGCAUGAUACUUCGCCGAGGGCCUUCAAUGGCCUCUCGCGCGUUCAGCACGUCCCCCGCCGUGAGCGCUGCCGAGGUUAAAUCGCUGGGAGUUAUUGGAGCUGGACAGAUGGGUCUUGGAAUUGCUCUCGUCGCCGCUCAAAGGGCUCAGGUUCCUGUCACGCUGGUCGAUACCUCUCAAGCAUCUCUAGAUAAGGGCCUGAAGUUUGCGGACAAGUUGCUCGACAAAGAUGUAGCCAAAGAGCGUAUUACCAGAGAAGCAGCAGACGCUGCCCGAGGCCGCAUCACCUCCACCCUACAGCUUGACGAUCUAUCCUCGGUGGACUUCAUCAUCGAAGCCGUCCCCGAGAUACCCAAUCUCAAGACCUCCAUCUUCUCCAAGAUCGCCCAAAUCGCACCCAAGCACGCCAUCCUCGCAACAAACACCUCGUCCAUCUCGAUCACCAAGAUCGCAGCCGCAACAACAACAGACCCGACGGACCUCCAGGCCCCAUCGCGAGUUGUCUCGACGCACUUUAUGAACCCUGUCCCUGUGCAAAAGGGCGUGGAGAUUAUCGCCGGCUUGCAAACGUCAAGGGAGACGCUCGACACGGCAAUUGCGUUUGUGCAGCGUAUGGGUAAGAUUGCUGCUGUUUCAGCGGACUCGCCUGGUUUCCUGGCGAAUCGGAUUCUCAUGCCCUAUAUCAAUGAGGCGAUUAUCUGCCUUGAGACUGGGGUUGGAGCAAAGGAGGAUAUUGAUAGUAUCAUGAAGAACGGCACGAAUGUGCCAAUGGGUCCCUUGACCCUGGCUGACUUUAUUGGGCUUGAUACGUGUCUCGCUAUCAUGAAUGUUCUGCACCAGGAGACAGGGGACAGCAAGUAUCGGCCGUCCGGGCUACUAAAGAGGAUGGUCGAUGCGGGCUGGUUGGGUAAGAAGUCUGGAAAGGGGUUUUAUGACUACUGA
Aspergillus calidoustus is the source of this 963-nucleotide messenger RNA. The record is from the annotation of a GenBank genome assembly. Lineage: Eukaryota; Fungi; Ascomycota; Eurotiomycetes; Eurotiales; Aspergillaceae.